CGCUUAUUACGAGCCAAAGCAAAGCCAAAGCAGCAGUCGAGAACCGGCCUCUCACCACGACGAUCGUUAUAUCGUGUAUAGUAGUACAUACAACACAGGCAGACGGAUACUACCGAAGCCGCCGCCGCCGCCACCGCCAUCCGCCAUCGUUACGCGCGUGCCAUUACUCCUUUUUCGUAUAGAUCAACAGAAACGGCGUUGAACCGAGCAGUUCCGCGAUUACUACUCGCCGGUGCCGCCGUGUCUUGCUGCUACUGCCGAUGCUCGAUGCCACUGGCACUUCCUCGUCGCUUCAACUAGACUGAAUUAGCUGCUGCUGCUGCUGUGUAACUUUUUUGAAUCGCCCUCGACGACAGUCCCUCCCCCCUUGACGUUCCGAGGGAAUCGGCUGUAAUUGUGCGACUGUCGUGUCAUGAGCGAGUAGAGCCAAAAAUGAUGAGGAGGAGAGGUGCAAGACAACAAGGAAACUCCGUAAACGAAGGAGCUAUACUUUUGCUCUUCGUCUCAUUAACUCCAAUUAUAUGUUCAGCUGGAAUUUUAGAUCCGUGGCAAUGGGCCCGAAGCGACAGAAUAGAAGUCAACAUCCCCUGGUUACCAUUCGAAAACGAGACACGCUGUUAUGACGAUCUUGGAUGUUUAAAUAUUACCAGAAGUUGGUAUCAUCUAAUUCAUCGACCGCUAAAUGUUUUCCCUUUACCUCGAGAAGUCAUCAAUACAAGAUUCAUACUUUAUACAAAUGAAAAUCCUACCGAAGGCCAAGUAUUAAUUGUAGGCAAAGAUAAGUCUAUCAAACGAUCAAACUUUAACUCAAAGAAAAAGACCAAGUUUAUUAUACAUGGUUUUAUAGAUACUCCUCUAAGUAAUUGGGUUAAGGAAAUGCGAAAUGAACUGCUCAAACAUGGAGAUUACAACGUUAUUAUAGUCGAUUGGGCAGGUGGUAGUUUACCACUGUAUACACAAGCUACAGCAAAUACGAGACUUGUUGGACUUGAAAUAGCACACCUCGUCAAACAUUUACAGAAAAAUUAUGGACUAGAUCCAGGUGAUGUCCACCUGAUAGGGCACAGUUUGGGAGCCCACACAGCGGGCUACGCUGGCGAAAAAUUAAAUGGAAAAAUUGGUCGUAUAACAGGGCUAGAUCCUGCCGAACCUUAUUUUCAAGGCAUGCCUAGCCAUCUCAGAUUGGACUAUACUGAUGCUCAAUUGGUCGAUGUCAUACACACGGACGGCAAAAAUAUUUUCUUCCUUGGUCUACCUGGCUACGGUAUGAGCCAACCUUGCGGUCAUUUAGAUUUUUACCCCAACAACGGCAAAGAACAACCUGGAUGUACCGACUUGAGCGAAACCACACCGUCAUUACCUUUAACUCUCAUUCGGGAAGGAUUAGAGGAGGCCUCGCGAGUUCUCGUGGCGUGUAAUCAUGUACGCGCAAUUAAACUUUUCACCGAAAGUAUUAACAGCAAGUGCCAAUACGUGGCGCACGAGUGUGGAAGCUACGCAAGCUUCCUCCGAGGCGAGUGCUUCUCUUGCAAAAGCAACAAUAGUCUCAGCUGCGGAAUUAUGGGUUACCACGCGGAUAAUAGUCCCGCCUUGGUACGGAGAACUCAAUUGGGUCAAGACAUCAAUGAUCUAUUAGGCUCCAAGUUCUUUUUUUCAACCGGCAAAGACGAUCCUUAUUGCAGGCGGCAUUAUAGGAUAACAGUUAAUUUGGCAAGACCUCCAACUGCUGAAAGUUGGGUUCAAGGAUACAUGAAAGUUACACUUCACGCUGACAACGGAGUAAUAAGAAACAUGGAUUUAACUCCCAACAAUUACAUGAAACUUGAACACGGUACAACAAUGAAAAUGGUGGUAGCUCAUCCGGGAGGAUCCACGGGGGAACUUGGAAAAAUAAAAAAAGUUGAUUUAUCAUGGACUUAUGACAUGGACGUUCUGCAACCACGUUCUUUGUGUUUUUUCUGGUGCAAUGAUAGAUUGUAUGUGCACAGCGUCGUCGUUGAUGUGAUGGAACUGGCUGGAAGAGGAAAACGGGAGGCAGAUUUGACUAGCAAACUUUGUUCAACAAGCAGACAAGAAUAUGUAGAAAUAGAUAGUGGAUCACAAGCUUCCUUCACAGAUAAUUGUUGACACUAUUAAAGGCAGGAUAUAAUCUAAAAUAACUUCCUACAAACAUUUUAAUACUGCCAAAAAGUUAAAACGCAUCAGUAUAAAUAUAUUAAGAUAUCAUCACCUUUUUUACUUGUUGACAAAAAAAAUUAAGAUAUAAGGAGAUGUAUCUUGAAUUUUCAAUUAUCAUGUGAUCGUAAUCAUUUAUUUUAUUUAUAAAUAAUGUAAAUAACUUGAUUGUAUUAUAUUUUAGCAUAUAACUGCUUCAUAAAAUCAAUAACAUAAAAUUUUAGAGUUUUAUACUGCUAUUAGAAUAUAAAAAAUUUUGGCCCAAAAUUCGUGUUGUAGAGGGCUCUAUUUAAUUUUUCAUGGGCUUUGGACAGAAAUAAGUUUUAGGAAUAUGACGAAUAAUCUGUGCAACUAUUCUAAUAGAUGUACACUGAAAUAAAUAUUGAAUAAGAUGAUUUUUACUGCACAAUGACUUUUAAAAAAGUAGAUACCAGGGCAAUAAAAUUAUAAUAUACUGAAUAAAGGAACGAAAUUGACAUAAGCUACAUGAAAUACAACACAUUUUCUCGUAUUAAAUAUUAAGUAUAAUUAACUAAUUACCCUUUUAAUGUUUUAUGACAAACAAAUUUACAUCGCCCAGUGAUUCUAAAUUGAAAGCUGACAACAUACUGCUGUAUAUAAUGUUUAAAAUAGGACUUUCGUGCAUUUAAAAUAAUACAUAUAUAAUUUCAGAUUAUAAAAGAUCGUAAUUAUAUGAAAAAAUUAUAAAUGUAUGUAACAUGUUAAAAUUUAUCUGAAAUUCCACUCUACUCUUUAAGAGAUAGGUAGAUCAGUAAAAUCAAAAAUAAACUGUUAAAGUGUAAACGAGUGCAAAAAUAAUAUUUACUAAGUGGCUGGUUUUAGUAUAUACUGUAACAUUCUUUUUAAAUUUAUUUACUUGUAAAAAAAAACUAUUAGGAUUCGGUCAUUGUAAACUGUCC
Messenger RNA from Trichogramma pretiosum, 3095 nucleotides. Its product is annotated as pancreatic triacylglycerol lipase-like. NCBI's taxonomy places the organism in Eukaryota, Metazoa, Arthropoda, Insecta, Hymenoptera, Trichogrammatidae. Gene Ontology annotation, molecular function: triacylglycerol lipase activity. The coding region runs from base 433 to 2127 and encodes 564 amino acids. Gene Ontology annotation, biological process: lipid metabolic process. The transcript is spliced from 10 exons. The record is from RefSeq and is a predicted model, not a curated record.